Molecule: messenger RNA, 606 nt
Organism: Pisolithus orientalis
Lineage: Eukaryota; Fungi; Basidiomycota; Agaricomycetes; Boletales; Pisolithaceae
Exons: 4
Coding region: 1-606 (201 amino acids)
Source: RefSeq, a predicted model, not a curated record
AUGCCUGGCUCCACCUCAGGAGUUGUCAGAAUGGAUAGGGCUAAACAUCACAGUGGUUCUUAUAAUUCUGCAGGUUCAAAGAAGGCCAAGACUUCCACCACUCCAAACAUUGACUUGCUGCAGGAUUUUGAUGAUCCUGCCUUCCCUGCUCACAUUUACUCAUGGAACACUGUGCUUACUGAUGUCAACAAGGACCCCAAGAGAAUUCAUGCUGGUGUGUCCAAAAUUGCAUAUUUUUUCCCUCACCCCAUGCUAUUUAUGAGAGAGUUCAUGAAGGUUCAGCAUGAUGUACCGAGUCAAGUGCAAUUCUGCAACAUUACAAUUGAUCUCACAGACCUCACUACCAUCAACUCGGUAACAAAGGGCAAGAUUCUCUGGGACCAGUAUGAGCCCAAUUUCCACUUCAAGCUGGUCACCCUGGACCAUCUGCUGGUGCCCACCCUCUGGUUGAGUGUGGAAUCUGAGUGGCUGGACCAAGUCCAUCAGAUCUUCCUGGGAGAUUUGGAGCUUACCAUGUUCACUGAACCCUUCCCAGUUAAGGAUCAAGGUCUGGCCUCACUAGAACCCAAAAUGAAGCUGGAAUAUGUUGAGAUAACCACAAACUGA